Messenger RNA from Microthlaspi erraticum, 579 nucleotides. Lineage: Eukaryota; Viridiplantae; Streptophyta; Magnoliopsida; Brassicales; Brassicaceae. The record is from the annotation of a GenBank genome assembly.
AUGACACAGGGGCAGUAUUGUCACUCUUGCGGAGUAUUUUACCAUCACAGCCACAUUUGCUGCUAUGAGAUGAGAGAUGGCGGUUCCAACAUACAAAACCGUGUCCUUGUAAGCAUUACCCCAACACACACAAAGACAGAGUAUGAUAAUCACUCGUCUUCUUCUUCUUCUUCUUCCGUUGACUGCACUCUCUCUUUGGGGACUCCCUCCACGCGGCUCUCUGGGAAAGACGAGAAGGAUAAAGGGUCUACUUCCUCUUCUAUCUCCAACUUCUCGGACACCUCCAAAACGUCGCCGUCUAACGCCCUUCCCUGUUAUAGUCGUGGGGUCUCGAGCGGCAGCGAUUCUCUACUCGACCACCGCUGUACCAACUGUGACACAACGUCUACGCCUCUAUGGAGGAAUGGUCCUCGAGGUCCCAAGCUGGCAGCAACGUCGCGGAAGAUCAGUACGGAAAUCAGUAAAGUCAUGACGCAGCCGAGAACUGAUCUUCGAUACGCAGCCAUCGAGAUGGAGUUAACAGCGAACCGUUCCACUUGUGGAGACUUUAUGUGGCGCGACAACGAGUCUUGUGUAUGA